AUGAGCGACAAAUAUCUCGACGAUUACCUGCCAGUGAUCGCGAUUGACGUCGCCGUUGAAGAGAAGACGAGAAUCGCCAAGAUGGCUGUCGCGACCUUGCGCAAGCUGCACAACGUGAUGCGGCAGAUGAGAGAUUGGCGGGAAGAUAGCGCGAAACUGAAGAGUAAUAUCUGGCGGAUGAAAAUGGCUCUGCGUGCGGAUGACAAGAAUGGGAACGAUAGCCAGCAGAUCGAUCCUUUGAUCGUACAUCAGAGAGCGGAGAUUAGCCGGUUGGAGCAGGCGAACGGCGCAUUAGAGAACGAAGUAACGAGCCUGAAAUGCGCGCUGACGAAAGCCGAGGAAGACAUCGCGCGUAUCACCGUUCGCGAAAUGGGCGAUAAGAUCGUGACGAUCGGGAAUGAAUUCUCGGGCGAAAAGGAACACGCGAGCGACGAAAUUCUCCGUCCAAAGGAGGACGAGACAGGCGUCACGUUGAGGCAAUUCCAGGACAGGCUGGACGAGUUCGCGAGGGGUGAUCGGACGAUAGAAGUAAUUUUCGCGAACGCGAUCGGCAAAACCGUCGAGACGGUUAUCGGCCUAUCGGAGGAGCUCGUAAAUGUCACCGAGAAUCUGUAUAGGUUUAAGAACCGAAACAAAAACCUGCGUCUCAAACUGGACAGAUUGAGGGCCAUGCUGCGAUCCAAGUGCGGCAAUAGCGCGGAAUAUCGGAGGAGGAUCGGCGAAUUGAAUAAUCUUGCGGAACAAUUGAUGGGGGAGAUGGGCCGGUUGAAAGUUAUUCGCGAGAAUGCGAACUAUAGCGAAAGUUCGAGCGCCAUGGAUAUCCCGGACGUUGUUAGACACGUCGAGCGUUUGAUGAACGACUUGAGGAACAAUCUGAAGAGCGAUCGCGAGGCGAUGAUCGCCGCUGGCGAGCCCGAUUGUUUGAAAUACAUGAAGAAAGUUGUUAAUUUGAAAGUAAAUCUGAGGAUGCUGUCGGUGGAGCUUAGGCGAUCAAAUGUGCCGAUGGAUAAAGGAUCAUGCGAGAAUUUCCCGGGCGGGAGGAAAUGCAUGGAGACGGCCUCGCUGUUGGAUGAUUUGUUGAAGGAAAUCGACAGCGAGAUUGGAAAAUUGAAGAUAAAACCGAUGGACAAAUAUUGCCGAAUCGGCGGCGUCAACGGCACGCGAUAUAUGACCAAAGUUGUAGAACUCGAAGAUAUCGUUAGGAAAUCUAUCGCGGUGAUCGCCAUCCUAAAACAGGCCUCGCCUGAAAUUAUAAAUACCAAUGAGAAGAUAACGGAGGCACUGGAAGACUUGAUCGAGCGACUGUGUUGCAAGAUAAAGGAACUCGAAAUUUUCGACGAUCGCGCGAAUUUACGCGAAAGAAUCGCGCAGAUGGAGGCUCUGAUCAUAUAUCUAAAAUCGGAAUUGUCGGAGAAGAACGAGAGUAUAGACGCGCUGAGCGAUGAACGCGCAAACAUUAGAUUAACAUUAGAGAGCGAUCGCAAGAAAUAUGAAAAGAUUAUCGUCGACGUGCGCGAGGCGAACGAAAGUCUUCGGGGGAGUGUAAAAAAGAGCAAACAAGAAAUAUUGGAGCUGUCGCUUAAACGCGAUCAUUUCGAACAGCGUGUCGCGGAAAUGCAAUUGAUGAAGGUUGAAAUUGAUGCAGUGAGAAAAGAAUUGCGGGAGCUCCGCGAUGACAAAGGGAUGUUAUUAGGGGAAGUGGAAAAGAUGCGUGGCGUUCUCCGAGAGAGGGACAAGGAAAUUGAGAAUAUUAUUACCCAGGGGGACGCACUGAAAGGGGUCUUGCGAGCCGAGGUGGAGGACUUGAAGACGAAACUUGGGAUCACUUCCGACGAAAAUGUAAAACUGAGAAGUAUAAUUGAGGGACUUGAGAAACAGAAGGAACACGAGCGGCUGGACAAAUUGAAAAGUUCAGAGAAGGGAAACGGCGAGGAGGAUCCUGACAAUGGCGAAUACUGUGCACGAAACCUCAGGGAUGAAUUAGAAUACUCGAAAGCCGAGUCAAAUGAGCCUGAAAUAAGACUGAGCAAGGCGAUGCGAAUCGGCUAUUUGAAGUGCGCAUUGGAUAAAGUCGCCGGUGACGGGGCCAUGCCGGAGGAUGAAAUUUCCGAUUUGAAGUCUAACGAGCAGUCGUUGACGUAUCGAUCGAACGUCCGGACGAGCUCCGGCAAGGAAACAUUGAGAGAAUACGAGAGAGUGAUGGCGGGGUACAAAGCGUCGGAGAAUAAAGUCAAACAGCUUCAGAACGAGAAAGAACAACUCGAGAAGGAGUUGUCGGAGUUGAGAUCCGAAAAAGGAUUAUUGGAUAGGUCGAUGGCCGAUGCCAAUAACAAGUGCGCCGUGUUGCAGGAUCAAGUUAACAAAUUUAAGUCCGAGCGUAACGGCCUUCGGGGAAAGAUAAGCGAGCACGAAGCUGCCGCGGAGAAUUUAAAGUUCGAGUUGGAGAGAACGCGAGGGGAACUCGAAGAUGCGGCCGUUAAUGCGGCGCGCCUGCGAUCGGAGAACUCGAGGAUCGUCGCCGAUUUGGAUACGCUGUCUCUACGGAAUAUCGAGACCGAGGACCGUGUACGAGUGCUGUUGACAGAAAAGAACGAGUUGGCGACGCGUAUUAACGAGCUCAAUGAUGAGAACGUCGCCCUGCGAGAGCAGUUGAAUAAGGCUACCUGCGACACGAGGGAGCGAGAUAACGUCGAGCUGAGGAGGCAGAGGGACGAUGCUAGAGGGAGAAUAAAUGAAAUCGGUAACGAGUGCAGAGUAUUCGGUAAUCAACUGAAAAUCCAGCGAAUGAAGUAUGAGGCGCUGCGGCUGGCCGUGGCCGCGUUGCGCGACGAAAGUAACGAUCGUAAGAAUUACUUAAGAAAGAUCGAUACGCAUACGCAUCCGCUUCACGAGCGGGGAUUCGCCGACGCUUAUAAUGAGAUUAACGAGCAGAAAUUGGGUAUCGCGUGUACAGGCAUAAAGGCAAUGAAAAUUGAUGAGCGGAGGAACGGCGAAACAGAAGUCAAAGUAGAAUCUGAUACAUGCGCGGACCGUGAUAACAAAGCGGAGAUCAAAGACAAGCCAAAGGCCGAACUAAAGAGACUGAGAACCGAGAAUAAGGCUUUGAAAUUAGAGCAGGCGAAUUUGCGGUCUGAAAACUUCGAGAUUACGACGGGGCUGGCUCGUACGGAGGAUAAAUCCAAAAAUCCGACGGAAAUGACGACGGCAGACGAGGAAAUCGUCGGUGCUAUCUCGAAGAAAUUCGAGAGCGCACCGAGUAUCCGAUACGAAAAAGGAGUAAGCAAUUAUCGUAAUUAUUCCGACAAUCCGAAGAUGUCCGAGCAUAACGAAAGAAUUGUAGCGCCCGAUAUCGAUCACCAAGUCGGGAAUAGGACGCUGGAAAUGAAAGCAGAUAUCCUGCGCGAUAGUCGCGACUCCGGCCUGAUGAACAGCGAGAAAACGAAGGCCGACUUUAGCGGAACGAUCGAGGAGAUUCAAGCUUUGAAACUCGAGUUGAUGAAUCUGAGGGACGAGAAAGCGACAUUGAGGUCGCAGCUCGAGAUAUUUAAGGAAGAAUCGAACGCAUUGAAAUCAGAGAGGACAGCUUUAAAGGACGAGCUCGCCGCCUCGAGGAAGUCGAAUUUCGAUCUUAGGCUCAAAGUGAACGACCUACGAGGCGCUAACGAAAAAUUGAGAGAGACGAAUAUGGGAUUGGGGGAUCGUCUGCAAGAUGCAUUAAGAGAGAUGAAUGAGUACACCGCGGUAUCGGAAGUAUCGGACGGAAAAUUAAAAGAUAAUUUUGAAGAUGCGUCAAGUGACAAUCGGAAAAAGUAUAUCUUCGCGGAGAGAAAUCUGCGGAUAAACAGGCGAAAUCGAUUCGACUACGUCUCCAACAGAAAUCCAGAUCUACAAUCCAUCGAAAAGAAUCUACAACAUAUAGAAGGACAUAAAAGAAUACAAAAGUCUUGAGAUUGCUGAAUAUACAUAUCUUCACACAGUAUUUACGUACACGUAGUAAUUUACUAAAUCUUUAUUUAUCGUACGUACUAAUUAACACUAUAAAAUUAUUUUCAUUAAUCUUAAUUAGGAGAAGAAGUGAUGAGAAAGUAUUUUGCAAAAAUAGCUUGGAACACAUUAAAUCGAAAAAUGAAUAUAAUUUUAUUAUACUUGGAUAAUUUAUUAUGCUUUGAAUAUAUAUAUUUUAUACUUCAUUUAGUUUCUUUUGUUGUUAAAGGCUCCACGUAACCGCGACAGUUCUUCGAAAAUUUAUGAAGGCAACUCUCAUGUUCUCUCAGCAAGCGGCAAGAAUCGUUUUAAGAGCAACUGACAAAACCUCCUGAAAGCGUGCCGCUACUUCAUCUUUUAGGAGUAGACGAGUAGUUAAAGCCAAACAGGACAAUGACAACAGGAGCGUGACGGCGAUAAGGAUAAAGCGGUGUCGGUGGAGCGCGUAAUAAUGCAUUAAUCGCGCGCGCAUGUCGGGCCAUUAUCGCAUACUCUACGACUACGGCGUCACGUCGAAAAUCCUCGUCUGAGAUUAUUUCAACAAAAACGUAAAGCUCGCUUUGCGCAGCAUAGUCGGUGCUCAUUUAUCAUUCCCAUAGACCGGCAGAGUGCGAUGUGGCACAUUGCAAAUGAGUGGAUACUCCUCGGGCGCUCCUACAAUUACAUUCUUCUUCGGUCUUUGACUUCUGUAUUCCGGAUUAAACGGCCACAAUUAAAUCUCAAUGAGGUAUCUAUCAGAUUUUACUACUAGUUGAAGUUCGAAAUAGAUUGCGAAAAUAACGUAAUGGUAUCUGGCGGCAGCGUACCACCGAAUGUUAUUUCGUUUAGACUGCGAUCAAUAAUCACGUUUUGUAAAAAAAAAAAAAA
Messenger RNA from Pogonomyrmex barbatus (red harvester ant), 4851 nucleotides. RefSeq lists its product as uncharacterized. The record is from RefSeq and is a predicted model, not a curated record. NCBI's taxonomy places the organism in Eukaryota, Metazoa, Arthropoda, Insecta, Hymenoptera, Formicidae.